Molecule: messenger RNA, 1248 nt
Organism: Penicillium alfredii
Lineage: Eukaryota; Fungi; Ascomycota; Eurotiomycetes; Eurotiales; Aspergillaceae
Product: NAD(+) diphosphatase
Exons: 3
Coding region: 1-1248 (415 amino acids)
Biological process (GO): NAD+ catabolic process; NADP+ catabolic process
Cellular component (GO): cytosol
Molecular function (GO): metal ion binding; NADH pyrophosphatase activity
Source: RefSeq, a predicted model, not a curated record
AUGACCCCGGCCCCUCAGAUUCCUGUCCCGGCCCAUACGCUCGCGGAAUCUAUGUUGUCGCGACACUUUGGUCGAGAGACGGUCAACUAUUUUUCCAGCUCGCCUAUAAACCGCUUAUCGUUUCUGCGGUCCGACCAUCCGUUCCUCUCUGCGGCCCUGAAACACCCGGCUACCCGGUUCGUCCUGCUGAACAACCUCGCACCCCUAACCCGGUCAUCAUCCGAGCUGUUCUAUGCCAAAUACGAUGAUGUGCGCAAGCUCGUUUCUCAAGACCUCUUUGACAAGCCCGAGGGAGACAUGAUCAAGAGCUAUGACUCGCGCAAGACGUACCCAAAUCUGAUAUUCCUCGGACUGGACGAGUCCCGCAAGGACGGCGGCCUGGCAUGGAAGAUCUAUUCGGGUACUCCAUACUUCGCUGUGGAUGUUACUCCCAAGGGGUCUGAGGAGCAGCAGACCGCAGCAAAGGAUAUAAUCAGCGCCAUGGAGGCCAGGGGAUUGUCAUUCUUCCAAACCCGGGUGAUGAUGACAUUUUCCGCCGACGAAGCGGCCAUAUAUGCGCAAUCGCGCGCCUUGAUCGACUGGAACAACCGGAAUACCUUCUGCGGCACCUGCGGCCACCCCACAAUGGCUGUGAACGCAGGAACCAAGCGUGCAUGUCCGCCCACGGAUGCGGCGCGCGCCGUCGAUGGGAAGUCGGAGGAGCGACCCGCCUGCAACACCCGCACCACGCUCUCGAACCUAUCAUUCCCCCGCACCGACCCCACCAUCAUCGUGGCCGUGGUUUCUGCGGACGGGAAGCGGAUCCUGCUUGGUCGUUCCAAGAGGUUUCCGCCGAACUGGUACUCCACUCUCGCGGGGUUCAUCGAGCCGGCCGAGUCGGUUGAAGACGCCGUCCGGAGAGAGGUGUGGGAAGAAGCGGGCGUGACGCUGUCGCGGGUCGUCAUCCAUUCCUCGCAGCCCUGGCCGUACCCGGCGAAUCUGAUGAUCGGGGCCAUUGCCCAGGUCAGCGAUCCUGCUCACGAGACUAUUUCCUUGCAGCAUGACCCGGAACUUGAGGAUGCGCGGUGGUUUGAGGUUGAGGAGGUGGAAGAGGCCUUGAAGAUUGGAACCAGCGAUUUGAGCGCGGGCGCUGGUCCGGAGUACAAGGGAGGUCUGAGAUUGCCGCCUCCGACGGCAAUCGCGAACCAGCUGAUCAAGGCGGCUGCGAGCGCAGAGUAUUUUGCUGCUGGGACGAAUGCGAAGAUGUGA